This is a messenger RNA of Pimephales promelas (fathead minnow), 1872 nucleotides long. The record is from RefSeq and is a predicted model, not a curated record. Lineage: Eukaryota; Metazoa; Chordata; Actinopteri; Cypriniformes; Leuciscidae.
UCACGUCUGUCAUGGGUGAAAGGGUCACUGAACUGAUCUUUCCCGACAGCAAAUGGUUUUGCUAAAGUGCUGACCGCUGCCAGAAUAUGUUGCACUCCCCCAUGUGAAGUAAGUGUAACUGUGCUCUGGCUCCUCCUAUGGUAUCCUAAACGUCUGCCUAAAAUCCACCAUAAAGAGGAAGUGCAGUAAUUGCUCUCUUUGAAAUCCGCACUGGUGGACUUGUUGCUGCCGAGGCAUUGCAAAAAAUAUAUAUUUUUUUCUGUUGGCAAAUAAAGGUCAAUGCACUAAACUACAAUGGCAAAUAUGAAUAACCUGUGGAAUCCAGCAGCUUUAAAAGAUAAUGCCUAUAUAUCAAAACGAAGUAUUAGAAAGAUUCUCAUCAGCAAGAGGCAUUAUCUGCCUAAGGAGAGUAACAUUGCUGACACCAUGAAAAUGAGUCUUAAUCUACAUACUGAAGAGGAUAUCAGCACUUCUACUUGUUGUGAUGAAAGAAAAAACAAUAAGACAAGAAUCCAAGAGAUGAUUACUAAGAAUUCAAUAACUGAAGCUUCAUGCCACCUUCAUGUGAAAAGAUCCCCUGGAAAGGAAAGCAGAGUGGAUGAAGCUGACGUGGAGGCUGAGUCUGCAUCUGAUCAUAAUUCCCAACUGAAUCAUGAGAGCUUGGAAGCGACCAGCAUCACCAACGCAAAAGUGAAACAGGAGAUGGAUAUCACUACUCCAUGUGAACUGGCAACGGUUCCAAGAAAUCAGCACGAAGCUGCGGCGGACGAAUGUGAGUUGGAGGGAAAUGUAGCGGACAACCUGAAAUCUUCACAGAAGCAGGUUUUAAAAAAUCAGGUAGUGUUUGCGACCCUUAAGAAGCGAGGAAUGGAGGGAAGCACGGAAAACCGUCCACACAAGUGCACUUACUGCAACUGGGCUUUUAAAAAGUCCAGCAACCUGUUGAGCCACAUCGAUACUCACCGCGGUCUUAAACCGCACGUUUGUGACUUGUGCGGGAAGGCCUACUCGCACCAGGGGACUCUGCAGCAGCACAAGCGGCUACACACGGGCGAAAGACCUUACCAGUGCCCGUUUUGUGAGAAAAACUACAUUUGGUCCUCUGACUUCCGCAAACACAUCCGAACGCACACCGGAGAAAAGCCAUACAUCUGCGAGGAAUGCGGCAAGGACUUUGUGCGCUCCUCUGACCUGCGGAAACACGAGCGCAACAUGCACACCAACAACAAGCCGUUCCUCUGCAAGAAAUGCGGCAAAACCUUCAACAAACCCCUGUCUCUUCUCCGCCACGAGCGUACGCAUUUGGGCGAGAGGCCAUUUGUUUGUCCGGAGUGCGGGAAGGCGUUUGCCCUGGCCAGUCGCAUGACAGAGCACAGGAAAAUCCACAGCGGAGUGCGUCCCUACACCUGCUCUAUUUGCUCCAAAGGUUUCACUAAGUCCUCAAAUCUCGCCGAACAUCUCACAGUUCACAGUGGAGUGCGGCCACACAAGUGCUCAGAAUGUGGGGUUGCAUUCGCCAUGGCGUCCCGACUGGUGCGACACCAGCGUAUUCACGCAGCUGUGCAGUCUUACUGCUGCCAGCGGUGUGAUAUGUCGUUUGGCCACCUUGCAGCACUCAAGAGGCACGAGAAGCAGCAUGGGGAAGGCAUGAUCUUUGUAUGUGGGCAGUGCAGUAAAUCUUUCCCUCAGGAUUCCCUGCUCACAGAACACUUGCAGAGCCACGCUAAUGCUAAAACUUGCGUUCCUACCCAUUUCACACUGAAGUAACUGGAAGUUUGUAAGUUAGCCUGGGUUAUUUUCUCUAUCUAUCUAUCUAUCUAUCUAUCUAUCUAUCUAUCUAUCUAUCUAUCUAUCUAUCUAUCUAUCUAUCUA